Molecule: messenger RNA, 643 nt
Organism: Bursaphelenchus xylophilus (pine wood nematode)
Lineage: Eukaryota; Metazoa; Nematoda; Chromadorea; Rhabditida; Aphelenchoididae
Source: the annotation of a GenBank genome assembly
AUGGUUGUCGACAUUCGCAAAGGAGCCGACGAAGGCGAGGAAAUCCUCGAGAAAUGCACUGGUUUCAAAUUCCACGUGAGUUAUUAUAUAACUGUUGCCGAAAACUGUCCGUUUUAGUGGGUGACGCCAAUCUCAUUCUUUGCGUUCAUCAUUGGCUCGCAACUGCUUCAAGCAUUCUUCUAUUUUCAUUCUACGCAAUGCUCCGACUUCUUCCGGAGCCCAAGGUUCACCAUUCUGUUUUCCAUCUCAGUUUCCAUCCUGUUGAUCACCGAACUUUUGCUCAUUGCCGCGGCCAGAUAUCGAAGUGUGAAGAUGUACAGAGUCGUGAUUAGACUGUUGGUGAGUUUUUAUUGCAGUUUUGUUCAUUUGUUUGAAUUUUUAGACUGCCAGCAUUGUGUUGGACAUUGUGAUGUUCAUCUUGUCCUGGGUCGUCGUUGGUUUCAUUUUUUUCACUCACCACCAUUCGCUCCCAUAUUUUACUCGGCUGGUCUUGGAAGUGAUUGCCUAUGGAUACUACUACCUUGUUCAGGGACUCGUCUUGUGCUUGAUUACUAUCUCCGCCACGAACGACAAGAAACAUCUGGCCGAGUGUAGCUUGUACGACCCCGAACUCGAUGUCUUCGACGAAGAGCAGAGCCAAUAA